This is a messenger RNA of Impatiens glandulifera, 688 nucleotides long. Its product is annotated as heme-binding-like protein At3g10130, chloroplastic. NCBI's taxonomy places the organism in Eukaryota, Viridiplantae, Streptophyta, Magnoliopsida, Ericales, Balsaminaceae. The transcript has a single exon. Bases 71 to 661 code for a protein of 196 amino acids. The record is from RefSeq and is a predicted model, not a curated record.
UCUUCCCCAACACAUUCACAAACACAAAGAACAUUAAUCCAUUGCCAAGAAUCGCAAAUCCAUCGUCAAAAUGGGAUUAGUCAUGGGCAAGAUCGACGUCGAAACGCCAAAAUACGAUAUCGUGAAAUCCACCGACGAAUACGAAAUUCGCAAAUACGCACCUUCUGUAAUCGCCGAAGUGACCUACGAUUCAACCGGCGAUAAAGACGGCGGCUUUACCAUCCUAGCCAAUUACAUCGGCGUUUUGGGAAAUCCCCAGAAUACCAAACCUGAGAAAAUCGCGAUGACAGCGCCGGUGAUUACCCAAUCGGCGGUUCCAGAGACAAUCGCGAUGACGGCGCCUGUGAUUACCCAAUCGGAGGAGGAGAAGAAGUCGACGAUGGGUUUUAUUCUGCCGGCGAAGUAUGAGAGGGCGGAGGAUGCACCGCGGCCGGUGGAUGAAAGGGUGGUGAUAAAGGAGUUGGGAGAGAGGAAGUAUGGAGUGGUGAAAUUUUCAGGAGUGGCUAGAGAUGGUAUUGUGAAGGAGAAGGUUGAGAAGUUGAAGAAAGGGUUGGAGAGAGAUGGGUUUAAGGUUAUUGGUGAGUUCUUGCUUGCUAGAUAUAAUCCUCCAUGGACUUUGCCUAUUUUCAGAACCAAUGAAGUCAUGAUUCCGGUUGAAUGAUAUAAUGAAAGAAUGGUUGAUUAAGAA